Rotaria sp. Silwood2 is the source of this 1590-nucleotide messenger RNA. The record is from the annotation of a GenBank genome assembly. Lineage: Eukaryota; Metazoa; Rotifera; Eurotatoria; Philodinida; Philodinidae.
AUGCAAAGUGAUUCGUCGUCUCUUGAAACGCUCAAAGAUAGUUUAUUGAGCGCUGUUGAUGCUGAUUACAAUGUUACAAAUCCAGAAUUAGUCCUGGAUAUUAUUUCCCAAUUAGAAAAAAUUCAAAUAACUAGAGAUCAAUUACAAACAACUCGUCUUGGUCGAGAAAUAAAUACUAUUCGACAAAAAAUAGAUGCACGAAAAAAAAGUGUUAAACCAACAACAGAUUAUCCUCAAUCUAUAAUUGAAAUUGCUCAACGAGCAAAAAAACUUCUACGCUCAUGGCAAGGUUUACUUAAUACAUCACAAACUGAUAGUAAUAAUGCUUCAUUAUCAUCUAUUCCACCACCGACAACACCAUCGUUGCCAUUACUUCCAACUCCUUCGACUAAUGGCGAAGUUCAUGAAUCAAAAUCACCUCCAUCAGAAAAACCUCGUUUAAUACUUAAAGUUAAAAUAAAUCCAUCAAUAGCAACAAAUAGUAAUAAUGAUACUAAUAAUACACAAAUAAAACGUAAACAUGAUUCAGAAAUUAAUGGUUUACCAACGAAACGACGAAAAGCUCAUAUUGAAAGACCAAUAACAUCACCACCGGCACCAUCAUCAUCAUCAUCAUCAGUGUCAUCACCAGUUGGUUUAAUUGAACCAAGUAAUAGUUUACCAAGAUUAAAAACAACUCAACAACUUCUUAUGGAAAUGCAAAUGAAUCAACCUGAUGUUUUAUCAACACAAACACCAACUGUUAAUGCUAUUUUACAAAAUCAAAUUAUUGAUGAAAGUUUACAUGAUAAAGGAAAAGUUGAUUAUUCAGCUUUACAUCAUGGAAGAGAUACAACUAGUUCGAAUGUCAAUGCUAAUUAUCAAAAACAAUUAUCAUUUGCUACCCUUCCAAAUGUACUGUCCCCCAGCAAUUCAACAUUAUCAACCGGUUCAUCAUCAAAACGUCCACCAGGAGGACUUGUACGACGUCCAUCAUCAACAUUAUUAUCAACAAAUACAAAUUGGGAAAAUGGUAGUAGUGCUGGUGGUUCACCUGUUUCUCCAUCUUCUUCCUCUUCAUCAUCAAUAACUAGUACAACAUCUUGGCCUCUUUCUACAAACAUUCCAGAACCACCAUCAACUAUACCUGUCAUUCCAAAAAAGAAACGUCGAAGAAAACUUAAUGACCCAUCACUACCACCACCACCACCCAUACAACAACAACAACAACAACAACAAAUUGAAUCAUUUAAUAUCGAACAGUCAACACCAUUAUCACCUGAUUUGCCAACAAUAUGUUCAUCAUAUAAUACAGUUGCUGAACUUGUUGAAGCUCAUCGUCAACGUGUAUUAGCUGAACAUGAUGCAAGAGAAUUAGAAGCAAGACCUGAUUUACUUUUGGCACCUAUUGAACAACUUGCUUUUGUUUAUGAACGAGAAAGGACUAAAGAAUUAAAGUUACCACCCAAAUCUAAACAAACAUCAUUGACGACAGUUGAUAAACUUGACCAUCCAUCUGGUCUUAUUGCUUUACCAUUUAUUGAUUGUCCACUUGACUUUGAUCUCGUACUUGAUGAACUAGUCGUACAACAACCGACGCUGGAUAUGUAG